This is a messenger RNA of Aspergillus melleus, 672 nucleotides long. RefSeq lists its product as uncharacterized. The transcript has 3 exons. Lineage: Eukaryota; Fungi; Ascomycota; Eurotiomycetes; Eurotiales; Aspergillaceae. The coding region runs from base 1 to 672 and encodes 223 amino acids. Gene Ontology annotation, biological process: protein phosphorylation. The record is from RefSeq and is a predicted model, not a curated record. Gene Ontology annotation, molecular function: protein kinase activity; ATP binding.
AUGGCCAUGGGACUGCAGGGCGAUUACUCGCUUGAUUUAGAUCCCCGUGAUCUUGUCAUCCAACGUGAGAUUGGCCGCUCGGAAGCUUCGACGGUAUUCGAAGUGCGAAUAUGCGGGAAGAUACGCGUGAUGAAGCUGUUCCAUGAUAAUGGUGAUCCAGGGUAUAGCAGAAGAGGUCGAGACCUGAAUCGUUUCCGCUGCGAGCUCAAUGCGUAUCGUAACCUCCUUGAAUUCGGCGUGUGUGAGCGUGGCUUUGUUCCGUUCUUUUACGGCUAUAUCGAUCGACUUGAUCCAUCUCCUUAUCAUCAUCAGCUGAACCAUUUUAAAAAGGAUAAGUUCCUUCCGAGAGCAAUUGUACUUGAGUACAUCCCGGAAGUAGAACGGCUCAAUUGCCUGAAUUAUUCCGACGAUCUGUUUCGUUACGCGGUUGAUGGAAUCAGAGAGAUCCACGAUGCACAUGUCCAUCACCAUGAUAUCUAUCCCAAGAACAUGCUCGUUGUAUCCGGUACCAGAAUUGUGUGGAUUGAUUUUGAUGUUGCGACAACAUUUCAGGAUAUGGGUACUUGUGAGCAAAAAUAUUGCGAGUAUGAAGUUGAGCUCGUCAAGAGUUUUGGAAAGCUGUUGAAAGACGAUCAGUUACAGGGCCUACCCCCAAACACGAAGUAUUAUUGA